CCAGUAUAUAAGGGUCUCCCCCUGCUCAGUUGGUGUAGUUGCGGGUUUUCUGUGUUCACUGGAGGAGGAUGAAGCUUCUGAUGUUGGUGUGUUUGGUGGCAGCGGUGACGGAGGCGAGGCCGCAGACUGCUCUGCAGCCAGAGGUACCACACAUAUUGGCAGCCUUUGACGCUUACCAUCAACUGUGGUUGGCUGAAGCUAAAAGAAACUCCAUGGCACCCACAUUAGCACACCAGCAACCGGCACAACAACAGCCACUGACACCAGAACUACCUCAGGAACAGCUAGGAGCAGAACAGCCUCCUCAAAAAACAUUAGCUGAAAAGCUGCCAGCUCAGGAACAACUAGUAGUAGAGCAGAACUCACAGCCGAUAGUUGAGGUAAGACAAGCUCCGCAACAAGCGGAAGUGGAAGUAGUGAUGGUGCAGGAAGCUGAGGCCCCUGCAGUUUCCAUGACACCAGCGCCAGAUAUGACCGCUGCAUUUAAUAAUUUCUUCACCCUUUGGGAGGCCGAGGCAGCAAGGAACGCAAUGGCACCUUUGUCAGUUCAGCAGGCGGCCCCUGCGAUUCCUGAAGCGCAGGAAAAACAGCUAGUGACACUGGUGCAGGAAACACAACCAGUGACACUGGUGCAGGAAACGCAGCCGAUAACAGUGAUGCAGCAGGCAACUCUACAACAGCAGCAGCCACACGAGGUCAUGGUGGAGGCCCCCCUAGCAUUUGCCGAACCUGUGCCUGAUAUGCAAGCAGAGUUUGCCAGGUUCCAUAAAUUGUGGAAACAGGAAGCAGACAGGAACUCAAUUCUUCCGUCAGUGGUUAACACUCUUCUACCUCCACAGACCAUCUUGUCUCACGUUGCAAAGGGUGAUGUGGGAGGAGCUUCGGCCAAGUCCCCGGUGGUGAGAUCUCCCUUCUUCAAUCUGGGGGCGACCAGUGGCCUCCCUACCAUCAUCGUCUUUCCAGGUGGUGCGUCCCAACAAGUGGUAUAGAAAACCUGCAACUCCCAUCACACUGAUGGGCAUCGCUCCUUCAUGACUUGAAACUGUUAUGUGAUCAAUUCUUUUCAUAAGUAAAUUCGUAAGUUUUGUAUAUAAAAUGAUGCAUUUCAGUGUAAUGCUGUUUAUGUUAAGUAUAUGGAAUUAUCAUUUGUAAAUUUUUAUAUAAGAGGCUUUUAUAUAUAU
Messenger RNA from Homarus americanus (American lobster), 1181 nucleotides. RefSeq names its product fibrous sheath CABYR-binding protein-like. The record is from RefSeq and is a predicted model, not a curated record. The transcript has 3 exons. Bases 69 to 989 code for a protein of 306 amino acids. Lineage: Eukaryota; Metazoa; Arthropoda; Malacostraca; Decapoda; Nephropidae.